Messenger RNA from Drosophila ananassae, 2935 nucleotides. RefSeq names its product paired box protein Pax-6. The transcript has 5 exons. Bases 133 to 2145 code for a protein of 670 amino acids. Gene Ontology annotation, molecular function: DNA-binding transcription factor activity, RNA polymerase II-specific; RNA polymerase II cis-regulatory region sequence-specific DNA binding. NCBI's taxonomy places the organism in Eukaryota, Metazoa, Arthropoda, Insecta, Diptera, Drosophilidae. Gene Ontology annotation, biological process: regulation of transcription by RNA polymerase II; anatomical structure development. The record is from RefSeq and is a predicted model, not a curated record.
ACCUGCUGGCUUGGAUGUGCUGUGAUUGUAACCGCUUUGUGAUUGUGCCCCAGUUGCUCUAACCUAAUCAGAAUCGGAAUAAACAUAUAUAAUACAGAAACACUAAUCGAUCAGACUAACCGACUCAUAGACAUGUUGAUUGAGCCGACUUUAAACCGUGACCUUGGCUCGCUAACUGUCGCAAAUUCUGGCCUCUCGGCCGCGCACUGGAAAAUGGAGCCCCAUCCCCAACGCAUCACAUCGCUGGCCCCUCACGCCUCCAGUGUGGCGGCGGCAUCGGUGGCAGUGGCAGCAGCAGCAGCGGCGGCGGCAGCAGCGGGAUCCGGAUCGGGAGCUCCGGCCUCAUCACCCACAUCUGUGCAAAUACCGCCGGGCUUCGGCGGGAGCUCAGGAAGCAGCAGCGGCGGCGGCGGGGGUGGAGUUCCUCCGCCCGGAACGACAGCCGCGGGAAGCACCUUGAACAGCCUGAUGUCGCAGCACCGGCUCCUGGAGUUCUCCCGGUUCGGUGGCCUCCGCGGUUACGACAUCGCCCAGCACAUGCUCACCCAGCAGGGAGCUGUCUCCAAGUUGCUAGGCUCGCUGCGACCACCGGGCUUAAUUGGUGGUUCGAAGCCGAAGGUGGCCACGCCGACAGUCGUCUCCAAGAUCGAGCAGUACAAGCGCGAGAAUCCGACGAUCUUCGCCUGGGAGAUACGCGAGCGCCUGAUAUCCGAGGGUGUCUGCACCAAUGCCACCGCUCCAUCGGUGAGCAGCAUCAACCGCAUCCUGCGCAACCGGGCCGCCGAGCGGGUGGCCAGCGAGUUUGCUCGCACCGCCGCCUACGGGCUGUACCCUCCGCCCCCGCACCCCUACGGCAGCUUCACUUGGCAUCCGGCAGCAGCGGCCGCUGCGGCAGGUGGCCAAGGAGUGCCUCCUCCUCCGCCCCCAUCCGCGCUGUGGUCCGUGGCGGCUCCCACGCUGGCGAAUCUGCCGCCCAGUGCCGCCAGUGCGAUGCCGAAUGCCUCGACUUGCGGUUCCCUCAGCUCUGCGCACCUUAUGGCGGGCGCGGGUGCGGUGGGAGGUGGUGUUCCCAGCAAUCGGGCCAUUUCCCCCGGUUCGGGCAGCCACGACACCCUGGAGUCGGCCGACGAGAACAGACACAUUGAUUCCGAUUACCUGGACGACGACGAUGAGCCCAAGUUUCGCCGAAACAGGACCACCUUCAGUCCGGAGCAGCUGGAGGAGCUGGAGAAGGAGUUCGACAAGAGUCACUAUCCCUGCGUGAGCACCCGGGAGAGGCUUUCCAGUCGCACCAGCUUGAGUGAAGCACGAGUUCAGGUCUGGUUCUCCAAUCGCAGGGCCAAGUGGCGUCGCCACCAGCGGAUGAAUCUCCUGAAGCGACAGCGCUCCAGUCCCGCCAACCCACUGCACUCCCAGCAGUCCAACGAUGGCCCUCCGGCCAGUUCGCCCACGCCCAGCAACCACAGUAGCAGUGCCUCCACCUCGGCGCCCGUGGCUGCGGCCCCGCCCCCUCAACAGCCGCUGCCCAUUCUGGCGGACCACCACUCGCCCCAAGCCCCGCCUCCGCCGGCGGUGAUGUUGCACACGUUGCACGGACCGCCAGCAGGCCACCAUCCCCUGCAGCAUCAUCCCCUGCAUCUGCCCACGCACCCGGCGGCCCUGCAACUUCUGAGCCACUACCACCAGCAGCAGCAACAGCAGCAACAUCAGCAGCAGCAACUGUCGCCCACGGGGUGCAGUCCCGUGUCGAUGGGCGGGGAGAGGAGUGCCUUCCGCAGCCUGGUGAGCUCCCCCUCGGCGGCCGCCUUCCUAGGUCUGGCCAGGCAGUAUGCCGUGGCCGCCUCUCUGACCGCCGCCGAGGAGCAACGAUCCCGUCUGCACUACUCCCCUGCCGGCGGACGAGGCGAGGUAGCUGGCGAGACAGGUGGAACGGGAGCGGGUGCGGGACUGGGAUCUGGAGCUGGAGCCGGCUCAACCAUGACCGUGGACAACUCGUCGUCCGACUCGGAUGAGGAGAUCAACGUACACGACGAUUCCGAUGGUGAAAUUGAGUCGCCGGCGAUGGCGGUGGCAGCAAAGGUGGCCCGCCUGUCAUCCUCCGAUGCGCCGGCUACGUUGCAGUUCCUAAAGCAUGACCAUCGUUAGAGAGGCUCAGAUCGGUAGGGGCGGAGCAGCGGCAGCAGUGGCGGCGACAUCUAAUUGAAAACUUGAGUUGUGCGCGCGUCUGUGAUUGACAGCAAGAGCAGCAGCAGCAGCAGCAAUAGCAACAUAAGAGGCAGCAACAGCGUCUGAAAUUGCAACAGCAACAGGGAGGAGACGAAGGAGGAGGAGCAGCUGGAGGAGGAGGAGCUGGAGGGCGGUGCUGGAGGUGCGUGUUUGGGUAGCGAAACACGAGAAGCCGACUACAUUGUAGGCAAAACAAAUCGAAAAACCAAAGUUAAAAUGCUGCUCACCUACUUGGCUGCGGUUGGGGGUCGCGAAAAGCAAAGCAAAGGCAGCGGCUUAGCUGAAGAUUAGCUGAAAAUGUAACUAAUACUAUACAGUACACGCUCGUCCCAUUUUCAUAAUGCACAGACAUACAUAUCUAUUUAAACAAAACGUACCCGUACGGCAUAAUUAUAAUGCAUAUUUGUUCAGUUCAGUUCAGUUCAGUUCAGUUUAGUUGAGUGCGCCGGCUGCCGACUUACCUCAUCACCAUUUAAGGCUAUAGCAUAUGCAAUAUAUAGACGUAGAGAUAGGACACUCUAUCUGCAACUCUAACUUGUAACUUUUAACUUGUAGCUUGUAACUCUAGCCGUAAGCCUACACUAUUUAUGAAGAGUUUGGUUGCGUUUGAACUGAUAUUUGGUAGUGGCGGACGUGAGCAGAGUGCGUAAGUGUUUAAGGCUCAAACUGAGUGAGAAACCAAUAAAGACGACAAGUGUAAGAAAUCAAA